This is a messenger RNA of Grosmannia clavigera kw1407, 774 nucleotides long. RefSeq lists its product as uncharacterized. The coding region runs from base 1 to 774 and encodes 257 amino acids. The transcript is spliced from 2 exons. The record is from RefSeq and is a predicted model, not a curated record. NCBI's taxonomy places the organism in Eukaryota, Fungi, Ascomycota, Sordariomycetes, Ophiostomatales, Ophiostomataceae.
AUGUCCACGACCAACGACGCGGCGGUGGACUACCCCAACUUCACUGGCUACGAUCGGGACGAGCCUGUGGUUGUUUACGGUCACGUCCAAAAAGCGUUGCACGGGAAGGAUAGUAACGGCAUGCCGAUCAGCUUGCUUGUGUUUCGCUGGCACCUGCAACAGCGCGCCCCCAACCGUCGCUUCAUAUCAGCCUCGAUCCGGGUGGUAUUCAAGGAUACGUCUGGCGAUCAGAGUGGGAAGACAUCAUCUGAUGACAACCUUCACGUCAGAACAGUGGCACCAAAUGGCACCUACGGAAUGGGCCUGACACCCGACACCAUCACGCGUACAUUGGCCUUGAACGAAAGCCUUGUAGCGGGGGUUACCGAAGCCACUAACACCAUGGGAGCCAACUUCACGCUGAUUUCGCAGGUAACGGCAACGGAGCAAAUCGUUCUGCUCGAGAGAGGCGAGCUCAAGAAAGGUUCCACAGACAGGACAUUCCAGGCCACAUUUACGAUCCGCACCCGUACAAACGGAUGGAUGAAUAAGUUAGCGGUGUGGAAGCGUUACGGCUUCGUCUCGCCCUGCAAGCCUGUCACCUUCAACACCGGAGUACAGUGGCAGGAGAAAGAGUCGACGGAGGACAAAGACUGGACUGAAAGGCUUGGAAAUGCGGAUUUAUUUCAGCUGUGCAACUUUUAUUUGUUCCACUUGGUUCCGGCGAACAAGAAAGACGCAACACCACCGAAUCACCCAGUCCAGACCCCGGCAGAGGAAAGACAUCCUGUAUAG